Messenger RNA from Apodemus sylvaticus (European woodmouse), 674 nucleotides. It is a transcript of the gene Cuta, whose product is annotated as cutA divalent cation tolerance homolog. Gene Ontology annotation, molecular function: copper ion binding. The transcript is spliced from 6 exons. Gene Ontology annotation, biological process: response to metal ion. The record is from RefSeq and is a predicted model, not a curated record. NCBI's taxonomy places the organism in Eukaryota, Metazoa, Chordata, Mammalia, Rodentia, Muridae. The coding region runs from base 123 to 581 and encodes 152 amino acids.
CCGGGCUGUCGGGUCACUCGAGGACCGGGAUUGGCCAGAUCUUAAGACUCCUGUCACGUGGUGCGCACUGUUUUCUCGUCACGUGACUGCUGCAGGCCACGCUGCUCCUGUCGUUCCUUUGGAUGCCUGCGCUGCUGCCGGUGGCUUCCCGCCUCCUGUUGCUACCCCGAGCUCUGCUGUCCAUGGCUUCUGGAGGCCCUCCGUCCCAGCCCUCUCCGGCCUCGGGCUACGUUCCAGGAUCAGUCUCUGCAGCCUUUGUCACUUGUCCCAACGAAAAAGUCGCCAAGGAGAUCGCCAGGGCAGUGGUGGAGAAGCGCCUGGCAGCCUGCGUCAACCUCAUCCCGCAGAUCACAUCCAUCUACGAAUGGAAAGGAAAGAUCGAGGAAGACAGUGAGGUGCUGAUGAUGAUUAAAACCCAAAGCUCCCUGGUUUCUGCACUGACAGAGUUUGUGCGAUCUGUUCACCCUUAUGAAGUUGCCGAGGUGAUCGCGCUGCCUGUGGAGCAGGGAAAUCCCCCGUACCUGCACUGGGUGCACCAGGUCACAGAAUCAGUGCCAGAUUCUGGCCCAGCCCUACCAUGACCAGCCCUGUUCCUGCCACAGCUCCCUCCUCCGUUUAAUGCCCCUUGGCUUCCACGUGAUGACUGAGACCCCAAUAAAUCCUCUCCAGCUCUC